GGACGGAAGGUGCAAUGGUCACGUGACUGUAGGCUACGUAAAUUGCGUAGAAACCAACAACAAACAUGGCAGACGAUCAAACAGAUGCCGAUCAGAGCAUGGAAGGCAGCACACCGGUGGCUGAGAACCCUCAUGCAGAAUAUGGGUUGACAGAAAACAUUCAGAGGAUAGUGGAAAACGAGAAGGCUCACCACGAGAAGAUGGCGAAACAGAAGCUGGAUUUGCAGACCCUACAAACGCUCCCGACGCGAGCGUACCUGGAUCAGACAGUGGUGCCUAUUCUCCUUCAGGGUCUUUCCGUGCUGGCUAAGGAAAGACCUCCACAACCUAUUGAGUUUCUUGCCGCAUUCCUUCUGAAGAACAAGUCGCAAUUUGAGGAUCGGAAUUAACAUGGAUCAGGAAUUAUUGGCCUAAUAAAAAGAUGACUGAGUGGUGUUUUUGUUUUGUUUGACGAGGGAAUGACGCACAUCAUUUACCCCCAGUUCCUUCCAGACUGUAUGGUUCUUUUUUUAAAUCUAAAUAAAAAUACAAAAAACCUU
Molecule: messenger RNA, 539 nt
Organism: Alosa alosa (allis shad)
Lineage: Eukaryota; Metazoa; Chordata; Actinopteri; Clupeiformes; Clupeidae
Gene: dpy30
Product: dpy-30 histone methyltransferase complex regulatory subunit
Exons: 5
Coding region: 66-389 (107 amino acids)
Cellular component (GO): Set1C/COMPASS complex
Source: RefSeq, a predicted model, not a curated record